Messenger RNA from Gadus macrocephalus (Pacific cod), 2211 nucleotides. Its product is annotated as cystathionine beta-synthase-like. Gene Ontology annotation, cellular component: cytoplasm. Gene Ontology annotation, molecular function: cysteine synthase activity; cystathionine beta-synthase activity. The record is from RefSeq and is a predicted model, not a curated record. The transcript has 16 exons. Bases 226 to 1983 code for a protein of 585 amino acids. Lineage: Eukaryota; Metazoa; Chordata; Actinopteri; Gadiformes; Gadidae.
AUAAAUACACUGCAAACAUUCAGCUGCCGGACAACUCGACGACCCAAAGUCCCCUCGACCCCCGUCCCUCUACCAACCCAGACGCGGUCCUCUACUAACCCGUUCCAGCCCCGCCCGUCUCCUCCGUUACUCCGGACAUUUUCAAACUUUGACUCGUUUGGUGGCGCUGAACACAGGAAGUGGAUCAAUGCAGCCCCGCUAUGGGGCCGGCCUCCUAGUGGAUCGAUGGGAUGUUUGAUUCUGCAGUGGGGAGCCAUGCCCGCUGUCCCCGCCUCCAAGGACCCCGCCGCCGCCGCCAAGGCAUCCGGGUGUCCGCACGCCGCCAAGAUGGUCGCCAACGGAGACGGCAAGCUGCAGGUGUCCUUCGCGGCGCCCCGCGAGGCGGACCUGCCCCUCGAUGCCGGCCCCCCCACGGCGGACAGGAAGUGGAUCCGCCCCGACCUCCCCUCCCGAUGCACCUGGAGGCUCGGGGGGUCCGACCUCGACUCCCCCCACACGCACCCGCAGAGAGUGUCAAGCCCCAACAUCCUGCCCAACAUCCUGGACCGCAUCGGGGACACGCCCCUCGUCCGCAUCAACAAGAUCUCCAAGAUGUUCGGACUGAAGUGCGAGCUGCUGGCCAAGUGUGAGUACUUCAACGCGGGCGGCAGUGUGAAGGACCGGAUCAGCCUGCGGAUGGUCGAGGACGCCGAGCGCGCCGGACUCCUCAAACCCGGGGACACCAUCAUCGAGCCCACCUCCGGAAACACAGGCAUCGGCCUGGCGCUGGCCGCGGCCGUGAAGGGGUACCGCUGCAUCAUCGUGAUGCCCGAGAAGAUGAGCAUGGAGAAGGUGGACGUGCUGCGGGCGCUGGGCGCUGAGAUCGUCCGCACGCCGACCAGCGCGCGCUUCGACUCCCCCGAGUCCCACGUGGGCGUGGCCUGGCGCCUGAAGAACGAGAUCCCCAACUCCCACAUCCUGGACCAGUACCGUAACCCUAGCAACCCGCUGGCCCACUACGACACCACGGCCGAGGAGAUCCUGAGGCAGUGUGAUGGUAAGGUGGACAUGCUGGUCGCUGGAGCGGGGACGGGAGGCACCAUCACCGGCGUCGCCCGCAAGCUGAAGGAGCGAUGCCCCAACGUCAAGAUCGUGGGCGUGGACCCUGAGGGCUCCAUCCUGGCUGAGCCUGAGGACCUGAACCGGACCGAUACGACCCAGUACGAGGUGGAGGGGAUCGGAUACGACUUCAUACCCACCGUGCUGGACCGGACCGUGGUGGACUCCUGGUUCAAGUCCAACGAUGAAGACUCCUUCAACAUGUCCCGCCUCCUCAUCAAGGAGGAGGGGCUUCUGUGUGGCGGGAGCUCCGGGACGGCGAUGGCGGCGGCGGUGAAGAUGGCCCGGGACCUGAAGGAGGGCCAGCGCUGUGUGGUCAUCCUGCCGGACUCCAUCCGCAACUACAUGUCCAAAUUCCUCAAUGAUAAAUGGAUGCUCGAGAAGGGUUUCCUGAGGGAAGAAGACCUGAUGAUCACCAAACCCUGGUGGUGGAACCUGAGGCUGCAGGGUUUGAACCUGUGCGCCCCCCUCACUGUGUUGCCGUCGGUUACCUGUCAGAAGACCAUCAAGAUCCUGAAGGAGAAGGCCUUCGACCAGGCUCCCGUGGUGGACGAGUCGGGGGUGAUCCUGGGCAUGGUAACCCUGGGCAACAUGCUGGCGUCGGUGCUGGCGGGGAAGGUGAAGCCGUCGGACCCGGUCAGCAAGGUCCUCUACAAGCAGUUCAAACAGAUUCGUCUGACGGACAACCUGGGCAAGCUGUCCCGUAUCCUGGAGACGGACCACUUCGCCCUGGUGGUCCACGAGCAGAUCCAGUACCUGACGGACGGCUCCACCUCCCUGAAGCAGAUGGUCUUCGGCGUGGUCACGGCCAUCGACCUCCUCAACUUCGUCACCGCCAGGGAGAAGCGGGAGAGGACCCUGUCCGAGUGCGCCGACGACUACUGACCCCCGGUCCGCAGAGUCUACAUGUUGCCCUGGACACGCCUUCCCCCGUUCUCUGAUUGAUGGUCGCCGCUGUUGAGGGGCUGGUCUUUGUCACUGCUUAGAACUAUGCACGCACGCACACACGCUCUGUUACAGGUGUUUGAUUGGGUCAGGAGCAGAACUGUGCUUGGGCUCAUAGUGAAAGAAUGUUGAACACGUUAAAUGUUUAUUAAAGUGAGGAGAAAGGUA